Messenger RNA from Trichophyton verrucosum HKI 0517, 2214 nucleotides. RefSeq lists its product as uncharacterized. Gene Ontology annotation, molecular function: protein binding. Lineage: Eukaryota; Fungi; Ascomycota; Eurotiomycetes; Onygenales; Arthrodermataceae. Gene Ontology annotation, cellular component: nucleus; 90S preribosome; nucleolus. The record is from RefSeq and is a predicted model, not a curated record. The coding region runs from base 1 to 2214 and encodes 737 amino acids. Gene Ontology annotation, biological process: maturation of SSU-rRNA from tricistronic rRNA transcript (SSU-rRNA, 5.8S rRNA, LSU-rRNA). The transcript has 4 exons.
AUGAAGCUUUCCAACCAUUCGGCGGUGCCAGUGUACACGAUAUCUGGCGCCUCUACUGCCAGGCCCCUCCCAGAAUGGCUAGCUAGAAGACGGAAGCGAAGCUUGAAAGCAGACGCAGAGUAUUCGAACCGGGUGGAACUGCUGCAAGAUUUCGAGUUUGAAGAAGCAAGUCAGUGUAUUCGGGUUAGUGAGGAUGGGCAGUGGGUGAUGAGCACAGAUUAUUCAAAAUCACUUCAUUUACAAUCAGAUCGGUCCCUGGAAUUCCAUACACCCUCUGGAUGCCAUUACACCACCCGUCUGCCUCGAUACGGCAGGGAUUUGGUGUACGAUAGACAAUCCGCAGAAGCGCUCACACCCGCUGUUGGAGUCAAUGAAAACGGCAUGGGAGAGGUGUUUCGGUUGAACUUGGAGCAAGGAAGGUAUAUGCGCAGUUACGAAGUUGAAGUUGGAGGUGAUGAUUUCACCUCUCUUGGUGGAGGAGCUCUUCAAGGUGGCAUACACACGGGAAGUGUUAACACUGGAGCAGUAGCCGAGGAAAGCCAUAAUCUGCUUGCUUUUGGAACGUCCAUUGGGACUGUGGAGCUCUGGGAUCCUCGCGCAAAAGCCAGAGCGGCUAUUCUUCCAUCUUACACAAACGAGAAAUCGGAAAUCACCGCCCUAGAGUUCAACAGGUCGGGGCUUACUCUUGCCACAGGGUCGUCUACAGGUCUCAUUCAUUUAUACGAUCUUCGAUCUCCCAUUCCCAUUCUCGAAAAGGACCAAGGCUACGGCUACCCCAUCCACACGUUAACCUUCCUUACUUCAUCUAUAUCCACCCGCGAGCAGACAAGUGACCCGAAAAUCAUGUCAGCCGAUAAGCGCAUUAUCAAAAUAUGGGAUCAACGGGAUGGUACUCCGUGGACGUCUGUGGAACCAGCUGUUGAUAUUAACAGUGUAGCCUGGUGCAAGGAUAGUGGUAUGCUAUUAACGGCCAACGAAGGAAGGCAACAGCACUCAUUCUUCAUUCCACAAUUGGGGCCUGCACCAAAGUGGUGCGCAUUCCUGGACAACCUCGUCGAAGAAAUGGCCGAUGACCCUAACGACCCUCAUGCAUUUGCUACCGGUCAAUCCGGCUCAGUUUAUGAUAAUUACAAGUUCCUCACUGUUCCUCAGCUGCGUACUUUAAACUUGGACCAUCUCAUUGGGACCACUACAUUACUACGUCCAUACAUGCAUGGUUACUUCGUUGCCCAACGCUUGUAUGAAGAGGCACGACUUAUCGCCAACCCGUUCAUAUGGGAAGAAGAAAGGGAUAGGAAAAUCAAAGAGAAGAUUGAUAAAGAGAGAGAAAGUCGUGUUCGCGGAAAGAAGAAGGUCGCAGCAAAGGUUAACCGAAAGCUUGCAGAGAGACUCCUUGAGAAGGAAGAGAAGAGAGAACGGCUUCAGGCCCGCAGGGUAUUGGCGCAAGGAGGAGAUGAUAAUGCCAAGAAGGAAGAGAAUGGCACCGGCCCUGCCGAACCAAGUACUGGUGGCUUACUUGGUGAUUCACGUUUCAGCAAGCUGUUCGAUGAUCAAGACUUCGCGAUUGACGAGAACUCCAGAGAAUACCUUCUCACUCACUCGGGAAAUGCUCCUGUGGCUGCCCCUAAGCCCGAGAGAGGAUUGACGGCUGUUGAGGAGGAAGCUAUUGAUGAAGUUCCAGGUUCAAGCUCAGAUGACUCGUCUUCGGAAGAUGAAGCCCCACGAUCGAAACGGGAGCCGUCUUCUAAACAGAUAUCUACUGCUUCUUAUAGACGAAGCAAACCCAAACAGCCUCAGAUGCAAGUGACCUCAUCGUCUAAGGCCUCACGCACGCACGAUCGUUCAUUUGAGUCCAGAGUUCACCAGCGGCCGACAAUAUUGAUCGGACGAGCUACCGGAAGAAAGACCGCAGAAGUGCCUCCAGAAAUACGUUCAGAAACAUGUAAUAGUAGCGUUGCUCAUAUACCCGUUCAAUAUCUGCUAGGAAACCCCGUAUUGACAAAUACGGAUAAUGCCGGCAUUGCCCUCGCUUGGUACCUACAUGGCAUUUACAACCAAACGGAACCGACAUCAGGCCUUACAUGGUACUCAAAUGCGACAGGUUACGGUCAAUUGGCUAAUUUGAAUAUCCUUGAAUGCCUUGACUGCCCUGUGAUGAGAAACAAGUCGACUGGCAAAUGGCUGGUAAUUAUUGAUGGUCAGGCUGGGAGUUAA